AUGAUAAUGUAUCUCCGCCUCGUCGCUUUGUUUUUGUUCACUUCCUACGCAACAGCUAAUGUUGCGUCUAUAAUAACGAAAUGUACGGAUGAGGACACAAAAUGUCUGAAAGAUUUUACUCAAAAAUUGAUACCAUUAUUUGCCGAGGGGGAUCCAUCUAUGAAAAUAGAUCCAAUCGAUCCAAUUUUUGUUAAAUCAAUAAAUGCGAGUUCUCCUAAUCUUAAACUUGUUUUGAACGAUAUAUCAUUAACAGGUCUUAAGGGUUGUGUUGUUAAAAAAGCCAAACGUGAUUUACAGAAGAAUAAAAUCUUGUUUAAACUCAUGUGUUCUGUAAAUUUGGAGGGCCAGUAUGUUAUGGACGGUCGCCUUUUAAUUCUUCCGAUUAAUGGCAAUGGAAGAAAUCAUGUUUCUUUAGGUAAAGCCGCUGAAGAAGUAAUAAAAGACAAUGGCAACGAAAUAAUCCAAGAAGUUGGAGAACCUAUCAUUGAAUACAUUAUUGGCAAAGUCGUUGACUGCAUGAGACAAUUCUAUGCAGCAGUACCUGCCGAGGAAUUAAUCCAAAAUUAA
Danaus chrysippus (African queen) is the source of this 567-nucleotide messenger RNA. Lineage: Eukaryota; Metazoa; Arthropoda; Insecta; Lepidoptera; Nymphalidae. The record is from the annotation of a GenBank genome assembly.